AUGGAGCAAGCAGAGUAUGGCGGCCCGUUCAUCGUUGCCGAUUGGCCGAGCAGUGCGGUUCUGCGCCUGUCUCUGAAUCGGCCCCCUCUCAAAUUCUCUUCGCCGUUUUGGAGCUCGUUAGGAGCGAAUUUCGCCAAGGUGCGACACGACCCAGACGUUCGAGCAGUCAUCCUGUGCUCCAGCACACGUGCGUUCACCGCAGGAUUGGACUUGAAAGAGGAUGGCCUCGUACUAACAGGGGCUGACUCGGCUCGGUCUGGUCUACUCAUGCGAGACCACGUGCUCGAGUUCCAAGCUGCGAUUUCGAAGAUUGAAGACUGUGAGCGCCCGGUGAUUGUUGCGAUUCAUGGGGUCUGCUACGGACUUGGCAUAGAUAUCAUUACCGCCUGUGACAUCCGACUAUGCGACUCGGCGACCCAGUUCAGUAUCAAGGAAGUGGAUGCAGGAAUCGCUGCAGAUAUCGGUACCCUACAGCGUUUGCCGAAGAAAACGGGCAACGAUUCGCUCCUGCGAGAACUGGCUUUCACGGCUCGUUCGUUCGGAUGUAAGGAAGCCUGCGAGCUCGGUCUGAUAGCCCAAAGACAUGUCGUCGAGGGCGGCAUGGAGGUCCUGAUGAGGCAAGCUAUCAACCUAGCCCAGCAAAUCGCUUCAAAGUCACCGGUAGCGACCUUGGGUACCAAGCAUCUACUGAAUUAUUCAGCCGACCAUACGAUCGCCGAAGGAUUGAAUUAUACCGCGCUGUGGGGUGCCAAUGCACUCCAAGCCAACGAUGUCCAGGAUUCAAUCCAAGCUGCUCUCUCCACCACGCGGAACAAGUCCAAACCGACCUACAAACGAUUGGGCAAACUGUAG
Messenger RNA from Puccinia triticina, 852 nucleotides. RefSeq lists its product as uncharacterized. Gene Ontology annotation, cellular component: mitochondrion. The record is from RefSeq and is a predicted model, not a curated record. Gene Ontology annotation, molecular function: delta(3,5)-delta(2,4)-dienoyl-CoA isomerase activity. The coding region runs from base 1 to 852 and encodes 283 amino acids. The transcript is spliced from 5 exons. Lineage: Eukaryota; Fungi; Basidiomycota; Pucciniomycetes; Pucciniales; Pucciniaceae.